Cajanus cajan (pigeon pea) is the source of this 1271-nucleotide messenger RNA. RefSeq lists its product as uncharacterized. NCBI's taxonomy places the organism in Eukaryota, Viridiplantae, Streptophyta, Magnoliopsida, Fabales, Fabaceae. Gene Ontology annotation, molecular function: metal ion binding. The record is from RefSeq and is a predicted model, not a curated record.
AAGGUGCACUGGGUCAACAAGGUUGGGCGUGUGAAUCAAAAAGAUAGCACAUGCGAGUCCUAGAGGCUGCGUGCUGAAUUGCAAAACCUUGGAUGUUCGAUCUUGUGUUGCCACAGCUAUUCAUAUCGUAAGCCUCAACUGUGAAGAGUAAAGACAGCCUUAGCAUGAAAUUCAACCUUGCAGGAUUACGUGUUGGUGUUUGAUUGGUUAGCGUGAUGUGCUAAUACCUUCUUAAGGUUUCUUUUCUGUCCCUUUCCUCUGUUGUUGUUGCUCUCAUCACUUUGUCUGCAUUCUCUAUCAUUUUCAUCUCUGCCUCAGAUCUAUCUCUUCAUCCACAACCAUGGCUGAAAAGGUUACCUUCAUGAAACUCAAGGUUGACCUCGAGUGUGAGAAAUGCUACAAGAAGGUUAAGAAACUUCUCGGCAAGUACCCUCAAAUUCGAGACCAGAGGUUCGAUGAGAAGGAAAACAUUGUGCUGAUCACAGUGGUGUGUUGUAGCCCUGAGAAGAUCAGGGACAAGCUUUGCUACAAAGGUGGAGGCUCUAUCAAGAGCAUUGAGAUACUGGAACCACCCAAGCCCAAGCCCAAAGUAGAUGAGCCUGGUAAGAAGCCAGACGCCGCCGACAAGCCCAAGCCCGAGAAAGGCGGGGACAAGCCCAAGCCCGAGAAAGGCGGGGACAAACCCAAAGUGGACCCUCCCAAAGCCGACAAGCCCAAGGCCGAGCCCGGAAAGAAGGAUGGUGGCGAGAAGCCCGACAAAAAGAAAGACGAGGAAAAGCCUAAAGGUGAUGCACCACCCAAGAAGGACGCUGGCGGGCCCGGGCCUGAAAAGCCCAAAGACAAGCCUGCUGCUACUCACAUGCCCAUGCAGCCACAGUUGGCGCCGCCGAUGGCGGUUCCAGUGGGGAUGCUCUACGCUCCUGCUCCGUGCUUCGAGGGCAUGCCCGUUGGGCCUGGGUACGAAUACGGUGGGCCCGUGCUCUGUUACGACGGGUACUACGCAAGGCCCGUUUAUGAUAGCUACGGUGGAGGCAGGCCCUGUUACGUGAACCGUUGCGAUCAAUAUUUCAGUGAUGAGAAUCCAUCAGGGUGCAUGAUUAUGUGAUAGUUACGUCCACGGCAUUGCAUUAUUGGAGCUGUAAAUGAUGCUGGCAAAUCACUCUUUCAAAUUUCAAUUCUCAUCGUCUUUAAUCACCUUGUUUUUUGUUAUUUAAAAUUCAACGCUGUUAUUAGGGAGAAAAAAUAAAUAAAGGUUAUUUAAUUAAAGAUUA